Molecule: messenger RNA, 2101 nt
Organism: Polistes canadensis
Lineage: Eukaryota; Metazoa; Arthropoda; Insecta; Hymenoptera; Vespidae
Product: cytochrome c oxidase assembly factor 5
Exons: 3
Coding region: 68-316 (82 amino acids)
Biological process (GO): mitochondrial respiratory chain complex IV assembly
Cellular component (GO): mitochondrion
Source: RefSeq, a predicted model, not a curated record
UGCACAAUGUCUAUAUGCACCGGUAGUGAAAUAGUAAAACAUCGGUGGAUGCAUACACGUGAAUAUAAUGGAUUAUCCAGAACAUGCGGAAGUUUUAAAAGAUACAAGCAGGUGUGCUCAUCUUCGAGCUAAAUUAAAAUUGUGUCUACUUGAAACGGAUUGUUGCAAAAAAGAAAAAAUCACACCAAGAGAAUGCCUUCAGAGUAGACAUCCAAGUGUGCCAGAUGAAUGUUAUGCGUUUUGGCAUACAUUAUUCGAUUGCAAGCAUUCUAUGGUGGACGGAAGAAGAAGAUUUCGAGGAAUAAAGGGUUCAUAAGUAAACGUUUUUACUUGUACCACUUUUUUGUGAUACGUGAAACGGUGGUAUAUAAUUAUAUUUUCUUGUAAUAUAAUAAUUUGUUCCUUGUAUAUAUAAUUUAAAAUACGUGCGUAUAUAUAUAUAUAUAGAUUUAAUAGAAAGAUAUCAGAAUAAUGAAACAUUAAAUAUUACAAAUAGUAAGUAUGGACAAAAAAAAUUUUAAUAAUACACAACGAAGCAGGAAUAAAUGCGAAAUCAUUAUUUUUUGGAAUAAUGUUAGAAGUAAAUUUAUUGUUAGCAUCCUCCAUCGUAUUCGUUGUACAUGAUAUAUAAUAAAAUUUUGUUUGUCGUCGAGAUUUAUCGCAUAUAAGAGGUUCCAACGUGCUGCCGAGUAAGAUUUCUAUUUCGUUCAUACAAAGCAUCACACACAUUUCUUGUUGUUGUUGUUGUUGUUGUUAUUUGGUAUAAGAAAACAAAGAUCAAAAGAAGAGACAAGUUUUUAAAAAAAAGUUCGUAUAUAUAUAUAAGUGUUGUAUCGAAUUAAAAUUAUUCUUUCUCGUAAAUCCUGAAAAAAAUCUGAAUGGCGGUGUUUAUCGUCAAUGAAAUCGUGCAGGCAAGAAGAUACGAAUUUUUUUUUUCUUUUUUCUUUUCUUCAUUAUUAUUAUUAUUAUUAUUAUUACAAUUUUUAUUUCGCGUUUAACUAAAAAUCAACACGAUUCACGAAUUACUUAUAAGCAUUCAUUAUCUUGAAUUCGAGGUGUGAAGAAUUUGUAUUGAUGAACGAUACACCCACAACGCUUGUGAUCACAGUAAAAGUCGAAUGUUAAACCUUAAAAAGUUAAGGGCUUGUUCUUGUUCCGCUUGUUUUAUAUGCACUUUUAUCCGUUUAUUUAUAUAAUUUUCGUUAGCCCUCCUCUCUUAAUUAAACCCCCUCCCUCCCUACCCACCCCCCACCCCCUUAAAUCAGAGCCUUAAUAAAAAUCUAAUUAUAAGAUAAUGUUUGACGAACCGCGCCUGCGCAACCCGUCCUAGCUAUUGUCUGUAUGCAACAAGCGUAUAUUGACUAUACGUUUUUUAUUUUUAUUUAUUCUUUUAUUAUUAUUAUUAUUAUUAUUAUUAUCUUUGUACUACAAUGCUGACUUAGGACUACUCUUUUUUUAUUUUUUUUCUCUCUCUCUUGUCUAAAAAGACUACGUAUUUAGGUACGCUCUAAAAAAAGUUUUAUUUUAUUUUAUUUUUUUUUUCUCCUUUAAAAGCUUCCCGGUCUCGUUUUUGAUUUCUUAUUUCUCUGUUUUUUUUUUUUCUCAUUACGAUAAGAGACGGGAAUUGAUUCGAAAGUUCGAGGAAUUGAAAAUUUCGCUGUUAUUACGAAUCGGCUUUAAUAUAAUGGUGCCAUUUGCAUGGCAUUUUGUCGAUCGUAAUUUGCGUUUACGCGAGUAUCGGUAAUUCCUUUCUUUUUUUUGUUUCCUUUUUUUUUGUAAAGUACAAUUUAAUGUAUAAAGUCGAAAUAUGAAUAUAAUUAAUUAAAGAUUGGCGUUAUCCUAAAAAUGCUGUUCUCAAUUAUAAUUAUCUAAAUUCCGUUUAGAGCUUCUAAGUGAAGUCCUAGUGCACGUCUAGUGUCAUGUUUAGCGCAUUCCAAGAUUCAUUUCAAAAGAAGACCAUUUUUACCCUCUCCCCAACCCCCUCCCAUGUAUUCGCAAUCGUUUUGUGAUAUAUCCCGUUGCCCGUUCGAGUAUCACAGUUUAUCGAGUAUGAUAUGUUAAUAUUAGCGUUAAAUCGAUAGUAAUAAAAGUGGUUAUUUUU